AUGGCCGCAUCUCAUCUCGAUGGCUCGGAACCGCCUCCAAAGCCUUCAAGCUUUCAUGUCGAAGAACCGGGAAUGACGACCGACACAGGGAAGAUUCACAAUGGCGACACAGCAUUAGCCUUGUUUGAUAACCUGGACGAUAUGCAUGAAACAUUCGAGCCUGAAGAGGAACGAAAACUCGUGUGGAAGAUUGACCUCAUGAUUUUACCGUUCUUGUCUGUUUGCUACGCAUUUUAUUAUAUUGACAAAACGACGCUCUCUUACGCUGCUAUCUUCGGUAUUGAAACUGAUUUGGGCCUUUCCGGCAAUGAAUAUUCAUGGCUUUCGAGCAUUUUUUAUUUUGGCUUCCUGUUCUGGUCAUUUCCAACAAACCUGCUAAUGCAAAGAUUCCCGAUCGGAAAAUACUUGGGAGUCAACAUCUUUCUCUGGGGCUUUUUCCUUAUGCUUCAAGCUGCCGCAAAGAACUUUACACAGCUUGCCGUACUACGCGUCAUAUCAGGUGCCGCUGAGGCUUGCAGUGAUCCUGCUUUCAUGUUAAUUACGAGUAUGUGGUAUACCCGAAGAGAACAGCCCAUUCGGAUUGGUUUAUGGUACACUGCGAAUGGUUUCGGCAUAGCUAUAGGCGGUCUCCUUGGCUACGGGAUUGGGCAAAUUAAGGGUGCUCUCCCGUCAUGGAAAUACGAAUUUUUGAUAAUCGGCGCUCUCUGUGCUACUUGGGGCAUUGUGAUGAUCAUCUUCCUACCUGACUCUCCGGUCACUGCUCCUCAAUUGUCAAAUCGCGAAAAGAGACUGGCAGUGGAGCGACUGCGCGAUAAUCAGACAGGUAUUGAAAACAAGAAUCUCAAGCCCCACCAAAUUCUUGAAGCAGUUCUGGACUGGAAGGUGUGGAUAUUUUUCUUGUUAGGUUUCUCUGGCAACAUUCCCAAUGGUGGUAUUUCGAAUUUCGGUACCCUCAUCAUACACGGGUUUGGAUUCUCAACAUUGGUCACCUCUUUGAUGCAAAUUCCAUAUGGCGCGUUUAUCUCCUUUAUGAUCCUUCUCGCUGUCUUUGUCAAUGAUCGCCUGCCUCGAAACAAUCGAUGUAUUGUCGCUGUUGUCUUUGUGCUCCCGACCCUGGCCGGUUCAUUUGGCCUGCACUACGUACCACAAUCAAACCAAGUGGGCCGAUUGAUUUGUUAUUACCUGACAGGGUCCUACAAUGCCUCAUUUGUGAUCAUUCUUUCUAUUCUGACUGGUAAUAUUGCGGGUCAUACUAAAAAAGUGAUCACCAAUGCAAUGAUUUUCCUCGGAGUAUGUGCGGGAAAUAUUGCUGGCCCAUUUUUCUACAAGUCUGAGCAGGCUCCCGGAUAUUCACUUGGAAUAUGGUCAAUGAUCGUGGCAAAUUUCGUGGAAAUUGCCCUAAUCGUGGUACUGGGAUUUGCACUUGCAUGGGAAAAUCGGCGGCGCGACCAGGCGCAAGGUGUUGUUCCAGGCGGCGAUUCGGACUAUACGAGACAACUGGAACUUGAUCGAUCUGCAUUCAGCGAUCUUACGGACAAGGAGAAUGUUAACUUCAGAUAUUUGUACUGA
Penicillium angulare is the source of this 1569-nucleotide messenger RNA. RefSeq lists its product as uncharacterized. The transcript has 5 exons. Gene Ontology annotation, cellular component: membrane. NCBI's taxonomy places the organism in Eukaryota, Fungi, Ascomycota, Eurotiomycetes, Eurotiales, Aspergillaceae. Gene Ontology annotation, molecular function: transmembrane transporter activity. The coding region runs from base 1 to 1569 and encodes 522 amino acids. Gene Ontology annotation, biological process: transmembrane transport. The record is from RefSeq and is a predicted model, not a curated record.